Pocillopora meandrina is the source of this 6699-nucleotide messenger RNA. The record is from the annotation of a GenBank genome assembly. Lineage: Eukaryota; Metazoa; Cnidaria; Anthozoa; Scleractinia; Pocilloporidae.
CGGAAACUUUGGAAUUUUCUGAUUUUGACAGCGGCAAGGGACGGAGGAACUUCGAUGUGCUCCUGCGAUGGAUGAAUUAGAAGUGCCAUAUUACGUCGAUGGCGACCUAGAUGAGUACUAUGAUGAUCCUGAUGAAGCCUUGUUGUACGAACAUUUGGAAAAAAUGUCUAAGUAUGGGCGAUUUUUCUACAUGUUCCAGUCUUGUGUGGGACCGACGACUGUCCAGACAUUUGACUUGGUCGGUCCUCUCUUGGUAAUGUGCUUUAUUCUACGGGUUGUCUCGGCACUUAAACUUCCAAGACUUGUAGUUCAUUUCGUUUCAUUUAUCUGUGGACUAGGAGCUUUAUUUUUGUUCCUGAAAAAAAACUUGGUGUAUCCACUGGCCAUGAGCGCGCUUGGGUAUCUAAUUCUGUUCGUGAAGCACGGAAAUAGAGGGAUGGUAAUGGCUUCGACUUCAGUCAUGUUUUUAAUCAUAUGGUGCGUCUUGUUGUUUAUAAUCUCUUUCAUUUAGUUCUUUGACCCUGCUGAAAAGGAAUUUGUUGUAGAUGACAGAGGCACAUCCAGAAAUUUUGGAAGGGGGGAGCCAAACUUUUAUUUAGAAAAUAUAAUUUUAUAUUAGUAUUAUUAUCUUUUUUCCACUUGAGCCUAAAUGAGGUUGAAGUAUUUAAAGGAAAUUUUUAACAUGCCUAGUUUAGUAAUGAUAUGUCAUCCUCUGCUAUAAGAAUUUUGGUCCCUGUCAAAUAAUUAAAGAAUCACUUAUGUCUGAAGAGUGGGGUGGGGUGGGAGGUUGGGGCUGAAUCCCCCACACCCUUCCACCUGGUUCCCCAACUGGAUAAGAGCCAAAAGCAUCUGAAUAGUGCAUAGGAGAUCGUAGCCUGUUUAAGCUUUUUGUUAAUGAGUUUAAUAAAAGGCAGAUGAGUUAAGAGAAAAUCACCGGGAACCUGAGAGAGAGUCCUCCUUUUCUUCUUUUUAUUGUAUUUUCAAUACAUAUACUUACAAUACAAUAUGGACAUUACUUGCAAGAAAAAAAAGGGGUAAAAAGUAUACAACUACAUACUUUUAAUUUUAACCUACUGUAGGCUGUUUUCUCCUUGUUGCCUCAAUGCAUCUAUUUUGCUUGCAUACCCCUGCUGACAUAGAAGCCUGGCCAUGUUAGUUGAAAAGCAUUUUUCCAUUUUUCCUAGGUACACACAGUGAACCUUUUUCCCUGCAUUCUCUGUUGCCUCUUUAGUGCGUGAAGCAAUAAAGAGUCUGGCUAAUUAUGUACAACUUAGUUCUUUGUUUUAAUUCUUCACAGUGAACUGUUUAUUGUUACACCUGAAAACUGGCACCAGGUUCGAGGUAUUUCCUAAAAAAUCAUUUCAUUCAUAUCAGAAAUACUUAGUCCUUGUUAUUCUAUGAUAUGACCUCUCAAUCAAAACAUUGAUCAUACUAGUUGGUAGAAAGAAAUUCUUAAAGCAGAACCUGACAAAGAAUGUUUUUAUUUAAGUAUAAUAAAACUUUUUAUUUUUAUAUUGCCCCAAAUUCAUUGUUAAAGUAUUUCUUUGUUUUAAAUAGCACAUGCUGAGACAAUUAAGUCUGUUAUUUUUGUUACUGUUUCAUAAAUUGUGUAUAUCACAUGAGGUGAUUGGGAAGAAAUAACUUACUUAAUGAUAACUAGAAUCUGAUUUUUCAGGCUCUCAGAUGGUACUAGUAAUGAAGCUUAUUUCAUUGGGUUUUGAUAUGGAUAAAGGUACAACUCCUCGGCCUAACAUCGUGGAGUAUCUUGGGUACUCUGUGUCAGUCAGUUCUGUCAUCUUUGGACCUUUUCUGACAUAUUCAGAUUAUUGCCAGCUUUUGGAUGGAAAAAAGUUGGUAAGAUAAAGGAUAAAUUUUUAGCCUUACUUUGCACAUAUAAUCUUUGUGCCUACAAGUGGUGAAUAGCAUUGCCAGGAAUGGCUAUCAGUUGUAAUUGGUAUCAGCAUUCUCAUUAUCAUAUCGUAAUCGUCACUGUGGUUAGGGUCAUUAGUAUUAUAUCUGUUGCUUGUCACUGUCAUCCACAUCAUCAUUAUUAGUUUUUACGCAAUCAUCAUCAUUGCUGGCAUCAUUCUUACUCCAAUUUUGUUUGUAUACUUUCUUUGUGCUGAGUUAAAAUCAAUGUCUGUGAAUAUAUGAAAAUCAUGUAUAUAUGAACUGGGGUUUAAGAAAGGAAUUUGAAAGCGAUCUUCACAGUAAUGAACACUACUUAAGCAGUAGUUUAAAUAUUAGGCCUGAAAAAAAUUCAGACCUGGUCUGGAUAUGAACCCAUGACUUCUGGGAUACCAGUGCAGUGCUCUACUAAACAAGCCAACUGGGAGCUGGUCAUUAUGUAUAUGGUCAUUAUGUUGGUUUGUAGUAAACCAGUGAAGUGAUGAAUCAAUGUCUAUGAAUAUUUGAAAAUCUUAUGUGUGAACAGCAGUUUAAGAAAAGAAUUUGAAAGCAACCUUAGCAGUAACAAAUGCUACUUAAGCAGGGGUGAAAAUAAGACCUGAAAAAGAUCCUGGCCUGUCUAUGAUUUGAACCGAUGACCUGCAAUACCAGCACAGAUAUGUUCACUUGAUAAAAUCUAAUUAACCCUUUAACUCCCAAGAUUUUAUUAAUAAUUCUCCUUACUGUCUGCCAUACAAUUCAAUUGAUGUUAGUUUAGAGAAUUUGGAAUUGGAUCAAUCAAUAAUCCCCUAAUUGAUAUUUUUCUUUAUUCUCAUUACUUGUCUGUUAAUAUUGUACUGAUAGUGUAAGGAGAAAUUCUGUCUUGGUCACUAGUGGGACUUAAAGGGUUAAACUAAGUAAAAUGUACCACUAUUUCUCUCUCCUCUUUUUCAGAGCUUUGCCUGGUUUUUAGGAGUAGUAAGGAGUUGUUUUCUGUCCUAUUGUUGUUUAAUAGUUUCAGCUUGUGUUGCACCAUGGAUGUUUCCAGAGGACUCUUUUAAGUAAGUGAGAUUUCAAAUAAUAAUUGAAAGAAAUAAUUCGCUAGUAAAUUAAUGGCUUGUGUAUUUGACAUUUGGGUAGAUAAUCUUAUGGUGUUAAGAGAUCAAAAGAAAUUUUAAUUAAUAAUUUUUUUCCACUUAUUUUUAUCAACAUCAUUCAGUAAAUAGAAUAAGAGAGAUGGUAAGUGUUAGAGCCCAGUAAAGAAACAGAGAAAGAUGUUUUUUUGUCUUGUCAUGAGCAUGGGACUAAAAAAAAUACUGAGUUCCCAUGAGGAAUUGAACCUCAGACCUUCAGAUUUUGCACUCCCAUGCUCAGUAUCAUUGAACCACAGAGACUCUACAGUGAAUGAGGUCUAUUAGGAAGUUCAUAUGACAUGCAUACUGCCAGGAUCAGCAAUGUCUAUAGCAUCAUGUUUGUAAAUAGUGAUUAAAAAUUACAUUAACCUUUUAACUCCCAAGAGUGACCAAGACAGAAUUUCUCCUUACAAUACCAAUACAAUAUCAACCAGAGAAGUGAUGAGAGUUAAGAAAACUAUCAAUUUGGGGAUAAUUAGUUGAUCCAAUACUAAAUUCUCUGAAUUAAAAUUAUAAGAAUUGUAUGGUUGACAGUAAGGAGAAUUUCAAAACUAAUUUGGACUGGGAGUUAAAGGGUUAACAGUAAUUUUAACAUAUUAUUUCUAUUCUCACUUACAGAUGGUUUAUGGCAUACCAAUCAGCAAUGUCAUUUAGAUUCAGCCAUUAUUUUGUGAGCUUCCUAUCAGAAUGUACAAGUGUAUUAAGUGGAAUUGGCACAGAAGUUAACCAAGAAGGAAAGCCAAAAACAAUCUGGUAAAAUAAUCAUUAAUUCCUGUGAUCACCACAUAACAUGUUCCAGUGAAAAGUUUAAUAGGAGGCCAGCUGUUUCUUGAAUACUUAACAGGACUCACCUUUUGAUUAAAAAAAAAAUUGCAUUAUGUUUAUUUUUUUGCAGCUAUUGUUGAAUGUAAUCAUGUUAAUGGGUUGAUCUGUUUCAUUGUUUUGAUUUUUCAUAGGAGGUAUGAUGUAGCACGACCCCAGCACAUUGAACUUCCUCGUUCCUUGGUGGAGGUAGUAGUUCAUUGGAAUAUACCAAUGCAUUUGUUUCUCAAAAAUUGUGAGUAUGUAGACUGCUGAAGGAGUUAAAAAGUAAGCAAUGGUCCACAAUUGUGUUUGGAAGUGACUCCGGAUCACUUGAUCAAGAAUGUUAAGUCAAGCUUAGUGGUCUAUUUGAGGGGAUAAUUAAGACAAAUCUUUUUUGAAAGGACAUAUGGUGGCAUAACCCUUUACACCCUGACAUCAGUAUGCAUAUUCUCCAUACUGUUCUCUAUGUAUUUCCUAAGGUGCUGACAAGGGGAAUUUGUUUAAUAAUCAAGAGCUUCAGUCUUUAGUUGGUGAUCAUUUUCUUUAGUCUUGUAAACAUAAUGUGUGAUUCAGGGGUGAUAUUGUAAGGAGAAAUUAGAUGCUGGUCACUGUAGGGAUUGAAGGGUUAACUGUUAGCAUGCUGAACUCCAGGCUAUGUGUAAUUUAGUAUUAUCAACUGAGUUGGUAUAAUUUGUAAAUAAGCCACCAUAAAGAGUUUCAAAGCUGACCUUUUGGGCGUAAGCCCUUCAUCAUUCACUCUGAUGAAGGGCUAUAUGACAAAGGGCCAACGCUCAAAAUAUCAGCUUUGAAACUCUUUAUGGUGGCCAAUUUACGAUAACAACUCAAUUGAUAAAUAAAUACUAAAUUACCUUGUUAUAAUCUCCCACUGAUGCAGCAUUACAGUUUCUUUAGAAAUUAAACUUAGCCCCUUCAUUAUUCAGGCCAAGUGGCCUAUAUAGUUUCCUGGCUUGUGCAUGUAUGUGUCAAGCAUGGGUCAACUGUAAUUGAAAAUGAUGUAUGCAUGUUUUCUUUUUCCAAUCACCAGAUGUGUUUAAGAAAGCUAUACCUCUUGGAAGAUUUUUUGCUGUUUUUUCAACAUUUGCAUUGAGUUCAUUACUUCAUGUAAGUAUAUAUCUUGGAAUGCUUGAGUUUAUAAUAGUGUUGAAAAUCUGACAGAUGAAGCUUGGUGCAAUAUCAGAUGACUUCUAAAGGUAUUGAAAAUCUCUCUGGAUAAUGAACUGAUUCAGUUUCAAAUAAUGAAUCAUAAGUUCGCUUGACUCCUGUGAACUUUAAAACAACUCUUUUUCAUGCAUUACACUCAUUAUUUAUGUUAUCUUGAAGGGUAUCAAUUUUCAACUUGCGGCAGUGUUGAUUUCUGUAGGAACAUAUGCUUACAUUGAACAUGGUAGGUGAACACCCAGCAUCGUUGUGUGAGAUCUUAGGAGAAAGCUUGAAUCUGUAACCAUUUCAUGUUGUAUUUAGCAUAAGAACACAUUUUUGUGGGGCAUUGUACAAAAAUGGAUAUUUUUCUUCUAGAAUUCUACAUCUUACUAACACUUAAUCUUGUCAGUGGUAUUUACUGAGGAAGAUUUUAUUAAUGAUAGAAGUAGUUGUCUAGGGUGACUGCAUGUGCAGGAGCACCUCUUGAACUCUUUGUUUUUUGGAAACCAAAAUACUAUUUGAAGGAAAUUUUUUCACUCAAAGCAAUUUAUGUAUCCAAGUUGAUCUUAAUUUCUUGUCUUGACAGUUUUGCGUCACAAAUUGGGGAAAAUUUUCAAUGCUUGUAUUCUAGCAAGAAAAUGCAGACCAGAGUGUGGACAUGUUUACAAAGAUGUGAGUAGUCUACUUAAAAAUCUUUUAAUCCUUCAUUAGGAUUCUGGAGCCUGUUUUUUUGACGGUCAGUGAUAAUUCAGGAUAAAAAGUUUACCUUGUUCUUGAUUUCUAUUGAUUGCAAUAUAGGGUAUAUUUUGGCUUACGUUUUUAGGAGACAUUUUACAAUUUCAUCUUACAAAACUGGAGGAAAAAAAUAUGUGAAAUAAUUCAACUGUCUGUGAAGCUAUGCAACUAAAAAACAAAAUUGCAGAAUAAUCCACUGUUACCUUAUUCCUUUAAAUCUCAGAGGUGAUUAACUAGUAAAUUCUCUCUACAAUAUCCAUACAUUAUCCAACAAAACAGCAAUGAGAAUACUCAAACUAAUCAGAUAAAAGUAUUUAUCUUGAUCUUAUAACGCCAAAUUCAUGUCACUAAUUUACAAAGAAAUGUAUAGCAGCUUGAGGGGAGAAUUAACAAUCAGAUCUUGGGAGUUAAUAAUUAAAGGGUUGAUCUUCCUUUGAUUAACUUGGCCCUGGGCUAUUUGUUACACUGCAUUCUUUUGGAUCUUUUAAGGUACAUGUUGUGUAAAAUGAAACAGCUGUUUGAUCAGCACUGUUUGCAAAUUUUAAAAAUUUUUUUUAUGCUCCAUCUUCUUUUCUAUAUUCUAUCUUCUUUCAGGGUAACUUUUGGGUGAUUGCUGCUAAUCUUGGCCUAAGCUUCCUUUCGGUCUUUCACCUGGCUUAUUUAGGCAUCAUGUUUGGGGGAGACUCAGAAAUCCAAGAAAAGGUCAUUAUGAACAAAAAUGAUUUUAUCACAGUAAAAAUCUUCCUUGCUAGGUUCAUUAUCUGUUUUCCUGUGAAACUGUGAGCUCUCUGUUUUGUGAGUUUCACAGUGAAAAUUGACUUUAAUUGUGUAGAAUUUUGAUGAAUGCAUUUAAUUUUGUGGUUUUAAUUUGUUUCAGGGUUAUGGCAUGAAUCACACUCUAGGCAAAUGGUCAGAUUUGGAUUUUGCCAGUCAUUGGGUGGCCCUGGCAACUUUUCUUUUGAGUAGAAUUAUUGGCUGA